Molecule: messenger RNA, 1596 nt
Organism: Cordyceps militaris CM01
Lineage: Eukaryota; Fungi; Ascomycota; Sordariomycetes; Hypocreales; Cordycipitaceae
Exons: 9
Coding region: 1-1596 (531 amino acids)
Source: RefSeq, a predicted model, not a curated record
AUGAACACAAGUUGUUUUGGAGGAUUCAAGUGUCUGAACCCGAGGGCGGGUUCCAAAGUAAUAGGUAGAGUGCAAGUUGUAACUAGAUGGGAUGCGUUGGGUGUGGUUUGUGGCUGGCAGCUGGCGGGCCGCCAACCGAGCUUCUUCGCUGAACCCGGACCGCACAUUUUUCCGGUGCCGGGCUUUGUAGUGUCCAUUGGCGCCAAUUGCUCGGCCAUCAUCAUGGAAGGCAUUCUUUGUGAAACACCGAGGCAAAAUUAUUCCACGACGCACCUCUCUGAACCGACCCGGCGUUCGAAUCUGUGCCGCGACUGCGUCGUCGGCCUCUGCGCCAAACCAGUCACUAUGGGUGCCUGUCAUUCAUGUCUUGGGCAGCGGGACAAGGACACCUACGACGAGCAGGAGGAGAAUAGAUUAUUAUACGACGACGACAAUGCCAUGCAAUACGGUAGCUUCGCGGAAGGCCACGGCGGUGACGACUCGGUCGAGGCUCAACGCGAGAAUGAGGCUCUGCAGCAAGUAAGGAUGCGUGAAGAACUGGCACUGUUUAGGGAGAUAGUUAUGGGCCUGGAUGGACCUGAGCAAUGGCUCGAAACUAACAUGGUUGAUAUUUUCGAGAUUGCGCCGCAACAGCCCAACGGCGGGCAGUCGACCGGAUUCGGCUACGCUGGACAAGGCGCGCGAGUUGCACGUUACCAACACCUUGUAUCAAAACUAUCAUCAGAAGAUGUCGACCAGGCAGCCGGCAUCAAAAUCGACUGGUACACCGAAGACGACUCGCAAAACGAACGGCCCAUGAGCCUGAAGACGUUGGAUCAUGACGACGGUGCGCUUGUCGGAACCUUUGCCGAUGCAGCCGCGGCAAUGAAGCGAUUCGGCAUUUCUUCACCGCAACAUCAUUUGCUACUUCAACUGCCGGACACCCCUGUUUCUUACGAAGCGGGCGACGGCUCGCACCGCUCAUUAGUCGCACAAGUGGAAUGGGGCCGCUCUAUGGUUCGGACAAGGGGUGGACGGAGCCUCCCGCGCAUCAACCAACCCCUCGGGCAGCAUACCAGACAACCAGGACCAAAUUGUCGGGAUCGAGCCAGAUUGGUGCCAGGUUGUCGGGACCGGACGCCGGUCGAGGUCAGCUCUGGAUCACCGACCGAGAUGAGAAGCGCUCCCGCAUCUGGGACAAGGGCUUGGCGUGUCAGUUCUUCCCGCCUGGCCCCCGUCCCGCCGUUCUACGCCAUCCCGUCAGCGGGGCAGCCCUUGUCCACCAAAGUCAACUCGUGGUGGCCUCCGUCUUUGGGCAGCACUGCCGCAGCAGUCAUGCCACCAGUCGCCGAGGCGAAGCUUGACCAAGGACCUCUGGAACAUCAUUCUCCACCAUGCGAACGAGCGGGUAGGGCAGCAGGGCGCGUCUUGGAUGAAUCACGGGGCGUCGAGCCGACGCACUGGGCUCUCAGUCACCGGAACGGCGAGCGCGGUAACCUGUGCGCAUUCAGCUCCCCAUCACGGUGGUAUUACGGCGACCUUUUCAGGCAGGACAAGCGAGCAGGUCAGGCCCAUGGGGGCUCGCUUGCGCAUUCCAAUGCUCGAAGCGGACAGUAG